UUCCUACUUGCACUGUGAAAGCACGACACGUGUAAAAAAGAGGGAAAGACAGUCAUAUUCUGUCGAGGAAAAGGCUGCUGUUGUUCGUUUUGUGCUUGCUUCAAAUAAUACCAAAGCUGCUGUCCACUUCAGUAUUGACAAAAGUCUGGUUAGCAGAUGGGUGAGGAACUUAAAAACCCAGCUUGACGACCUCAAAAACUGUAAGUCUCGUCGUGUUGGCACCAGUAGAAAAGAAUUUUUCCAUGCUGAAGAAGAACAACUUUCGCUUGGUUUUAAGAUCGAAAUGUCAAAAAUCGUUGCCGAAACUGCUGGAGACACGGAUGAUGUGACAAAAAAACUUAUUGCAAGCAAUUUCAAAGCAUCCUCACAUUGGCUCAAACGUUUUUUGUGCCGGCAUAAUCUUACUCUUCGCCGUAAAGCAAAAAUAUCUCAAUAG
Ambispora gerdemannii is the source of this 436-nucleotide messenger RNA. Lineage: Eukaryota; Fungi; Glomeromycota; Glomeromycetes; Archaeosporales; Ambisporaceae. The record is from the annotation of a GenBank genome assembly.